AGAUUAUAAUCUCUCACACUCGAGCAAGUUUAUCUUAGCCUCCCUCCAAAAUUCAACAAUGGCCACUUCUUUAAUGUCUCUGUCUUCUUCGUUUCUUCAACCUCUGAAACUCAAAACCCUAGCAAAACCCAGAAACACUCACUUAUCUACCACCAGAAAAAUUAUAACAACAUGCGAUUCCCAAAAGAACACUGGGAAGUCUAACCCAAGCAGCAGAAACCCUAAUUUCCAGAAACGGCGAAACUCCUCCAAGUAUGGAACUUCUAGAAGGUCGAUCCUCAAGAAAUCGUUUUUACAAGAGCAAGUUACUUUCACCGCACGAAUCUCUGAUGACCCCCACGUGGCGAUUAUCGGUGGAGGAAUGGCGGGUUUGAUCUGCGCACUGAACCUGGAAGCUCGUGGCGUCCAAUCCACAGUUUUCGAUACGGGGAUACAUGGGUUAGGAGGAAGACUUGGAACAAGGAUUAUUGAACCACAGGGACUGAUUUUCGAUCACGCUGCUCAAUUCUUCACUGCUGAUGACGCUCGGUUUAUCAAAUUGGUAGAUGGGUGGUUAGAGAAAGGACUUGUUCGAGAGUGGAAAGGUGCUGUGGGAGAGCUUGAAAUUGGAGGUAGCUUCUCACAGUUUCCCUCAUCAUCACCUCCAAGAUACAUUGCUGCUAAUGGCAUGCGAUCUCUCGCUGAUUCAUUGCUAUUAGAGAGUCAAAUGGUGAAUCUGGUAAGGCCUUGUUGGAUCAGUAAGUUGGAACCACUUAAUGGGAUGUGGCAUUUAAGUGAGAAUGGAACACCUCGUGGUCAGUUUGAUGUCAUAGUCAUUGCUCAUAAUGGUAAAUGCGCAAAUCGCUUGCUUUCAGCAUCAGGCUUGCCCCUAGUGGCUAAACAGAUGAAGAAACUGGAUUUGAGUUCAAUAUGGGCUCUAUUAGCAGCUUUUGAUGAUCCUCUUCCUACAGUGAACUUUGAGGGAGCGUUUGUGAAAGGAGUUGAAUCAUUGUCUUGGAUGGGAAAUAACUCUGCAAAGCUUGGAAAUGGCAGAAAUCCACAUUGCUGGACAUUUUUCAGUACUGCAGCAUAUGGGAAACAGAACAAAGUUCCUCAGGAAAACAUCCCAACGGUCACGACAGAGAAAGUUAAAGCCGGGAUGCUUCAAGGUGUGGAAAUCGCAUUGGGGUUGCCUGAAGGCUCGCUUCCUAAACCCGUUUACACACGUCUCCAGCUAUGGGGAGCAGCUUUGCCGAAGAACACUCCUGCAGUUCCAUGUAUAUUUGAUCCACAAGGCCGUGCUGGUAUAUGCGGUGACUGGCUUCUUGGUUCUAACCUAGAAUCCGCAGCUUUAAGCGGUGCAGCUUUAGGAAACCAUAUUGCGGAAUUCUUGCAGAACGGUGAAGCUAAUCCGGAAGAGUUUGCAAUCGGUUUACAUGAUAGGUUAAGUCCUCUUGAUGGCCAUGAUAUUGGCCAGUUUCCUGGUUUAACUUCAGUGGGAGAAAAGGAAGAAGCGAAUGCAUAUCAACUUCUGGUCAGUUAUACUCUGAAUUGGGAUCUACGGUACUCGUUUUCUCCCCCCAUCGGCGGUUUGAUAUUCGGUCAAAACAAUACUAAAGCGAUGAUUGGAAACCCUAGUACGGCUUCUUUCAACGAUAAACGAUCUCUGAUGAGCUUUGAUCUGAACUCUGAAGACUUUAAUGUUGCUAAGCUACCUGAGGAUUAUACAUUACAACAGUUUGGUAAUUUGGUGGACCAUAGUGGAAAGAUAGCUAUAGUGAGUCAGGCAUACAGUGGUCCAAUGGACCUGUGGGUUCUUGAAGAUGCCAGCAAAGAAGAGUGGUCAAAAGUUGCUGCCAUAGUUCCUUCUAUUACAGAUAUAGCUGGGAAUGUUCAAAGACUCAUCUUCAGAGGUAUACUUCCUACUGGUGAGAUUAUACUUGCACUGCUCCCAACCCCCAAGCCGCCCUUCUUUUUUCUCUGUUACGAUCCCAAGGAAAAAAAUGCUAGAAAAGUUGUGAUUGAAGGGAUUGGAGAAGACUAUGCUGCAGUCAAUGUCUUUUUCGAUCAUGUAGAGAGUCAUAUGGUUCUGUCAAAGGUAAGUUAAUUUGUUGAUGACUUGUUCUUUUGGUGUUGCCCGACCUUUCUCUUCUUUGUUAAGUUCCAUUUCCUUAUUAUUGGAAUUGAGACAUUUGAUUCACAUAUUCGUAAGUCUUUUUUGGUCAAUAUGCAUGGUUUUGUAUGCUUUAGGAUUAUGCAAAUGCAAUGCUUACGACUUUAUUAAAGUAACUUCUUCUGG
Messenger RNA from Arabidopsis arenosa, 2278 nucleotides. The record is from the annotation of a GenBank genome assembly. NCBI's taxonomy places the organism in Eukaryota, Viridiplantae, Streptophyta, Magnoliopsida, Brassicales, Brassicaceae.